This is a messenger RNA of Lindgomyces ingoldianus, 1722 nucleotides long. RefSeq names its product permease of the major facilitator superfamily. The coding region runs from base 1 to 1722 and encodes 573 amino acids. Gene Ontology annotation, molecular function: transmembrane transporter activity. The transcript has 7 exons. The record is from RefSeq and is a predicted model, not a curated record. Lineage: Eukaryota; Fungi; Ascomycota; Dothideomycetes; Pleosporales; Lindgomycetaceae. Gene Ontology annotation, biological process: transmembrane transport.
AUGGAACCUUCCGUCGAAACCACACCCACGAGCUUCGGCCUCACAAGAGAAACUAUCGCUCCUGAUCCCAGCUUUGGUGGGCAAAUUGACAGCGAUAAAGCAACCUCGGAGAUUGCCUACCCGCGUUCAUGGCGCCUCGGCCUCGUCACAGCUUCUCUCUGUCUGGGUACUCUACUUGUUGCUAUCGACACCACCAUCAUCACCGUUGCCGUUCCGAAAAUAUCUACAUACUUCAAGGCGUUUGAAGAUAUACAGUGGUACGGCUCGGCAUAUCUUCUCACAGUUACCGCCUUCCAGCCUGCUUUUGGGAGCAUAUACCGAUACUUCAGCGCGAAAGAAGUCUAUCUCCUCUCUAUUCUGAUAUUUGAGGCCGGCUCCGUUCUCUGUGCCGCCGCACCCAGCUCCUCAGUUUUUAUCGUCGGUCGAGCGGUGGCUGGGAUAGGGGCGGCAGGUUUAUACCAGGGAGCAUUAGCUGUGGUUGGGCUCACGGUAGAACUCACAAAGCGACCACUAUACCUCGGGAUAGUGCUUAGCGUCUUUGGUAUUGCAGUUUGUUUCGGACCACCACUAGGAGGGGUGUUCACCGACCAUUCUUCAUGGCGCUGGUGUUUCUGGAUUAACUUGCCGAUAGGAGCCGUUUCGACCACCCUCGUAGUCGCGUUUCUUCGAAUUGGAAAACAGGGGCAAGUUAAGUCAUUACCAUGGCAGAAAAGGCUCAGAAAGCUCGAUCUCCUAGGAAUUACCGCUAUUGUAGGCGCCGUUACAUGCUUAAUACUAGCGCUUCAAUGGGGCCAGCAAUCUGGACACUGGGGACAGUCUAAAGUUAUUGGAGCUUUCGUUGGUGCGUUACUCUUGGUGGCCGCAUUCGGUUUCGUUCAAUGGAAGAAAGAGAACUCAGCAACGAUCCCCCUGCGAAUCCUUGGGCAGCGAUCCAUCUUCAUGGGAGCAGCAUAUCUCUUCUUUCUCGAAAUGGCGAUCUACGUUGACCUUUUUUACAUACCCUUUUACUUUCAAUCGGCGCAGCUUAUCUCAGCGACUUCAAGUGGGGUGAAGGCGAUGCCUUUGGGACUGGCCCAGAUUGUUGCCAUUGUCGUAGUGGGAGCCUUUGCAACGCGAUGGGGAUACUAUGUCCCCUACAUGGUGCUGGGUCAGAUUGUAGCAAUCAUUGGGACCGUUUUACUCACCCGAAUAUCCAUCACGACGCCUUACCCGGUGAUUGCGGUCUACCUGGUUAUUUCCGGUAUUGGAUUUGGUAUGGGUCUUCAGAUGCCCUUCACUGGUGUGCAGGCCGUCCUAAGCGACGAUGAAGUGCCCAUUGGCAACGCAAUCAUGAUCUUCUUCUCACAGCUUGGAGCGGCAAUCGCAAUCGCAAUCGCGCAGAGUGUAUUAUCCACUAGUCUUCAACGUGACAUCACAAGGAAACUGCACAACCCCGAAGUGGGUCAUCUCGACCCAGCUCUCGUCCUUGGAGCCGGUCCGACAGGUCUGAAGGCGUUCACGCAUGACCCUGCAAUCCUGAAGUUCCUACAGGAUUGCUACGCUGAUGCAGUGAGGAACACAUUAUUCGUCGCUUUGGCGACUGCUGCAGUGGCUGUACCGUUUGCGCUUGGUAUGCAGUGGCUUAACGUCAAGAAAAUUGAUAAAGCAACACGAGAGAGGGGCAACAUGGCGUCUCGACCUUGCAACCAAGACCUAGUGUCAGAUACGGAGAAGCCGGCCUGA